AUGGAAGUAUUCUCCACUGCAACUGUUGUCAUUGACGGACUAGAUGAAAUUGCUGGGGAUAGAUGGGAUACCAUCGAUCUGAUUCAGCGUAUCCGCCAAAAAGACAGCAGAACCAGAACAUUAUAUGCAAGUCGUAAAGAAACAGAUAUUGAAACCUGCUUGACUGAGUACCAAAAAGUCUCGAUAGCGGCUCAAAGCAGCGACUUGGCAUUGUACGUUGCUUCUGAAGUUGAAAAAGAACAAGAAAGAGACAACUUUGCAUCAAAGACCCAGAUCUUAAAGACACUAUCAUGAACCGACUGGUCAAUGGAGCUGAGGGGAUGUAAGUCGCAGCUGAUAUGAACAAAUUAGCCUAAAGUACUAACAGCUGCAGGUUUCGAUGGGUUGCAUGCCAAAUUGAUCAUCUAUGUGAGCUGCCAAAUGAUAGAGCAAGAGCGAAGGCAUUGGACAGUCUACCUCGUGGGCUCCCCAAGACUUAUGAACGUAUUCUUAUCCGAGUUCUUGAACGGCAUACUGAGAUCCACACUUUCGUCACAAGGACUUUUCAGUGGCUUGCAUUCUCCAAAGAUGAUAUUAGCAGCGAGGCUUUUCUCAUAGCUAUAUCUAUGAAUCCCGAAGACAGCAGCCUGGACCCAAGUACUAUCCCAUCCGAGGACGACCUCUUGACUUGGGGUAAGACUGCCGUAGCGUGGCUGGCGCUGCCCAAUUUCGCGCUCUUCUUUCUCCCUCCUCUCCUUUAUAUUGCUUCACGUUAUGCUUUUGAACCUUAUUUAUGAAUCAAUAUGUCGCUAACGUCCCUGUUUCUUUAGGGAGUAGUCUCAUCCGUCAUCGGGCCAAUGGAGAUGGAGUUGAGUUCGCGCACUUCACUGUUAAGGAAUAUUUGCUAUCGCUUGCGACAACGAAUGAACCACAUAUUUCAAAAUUCGCCCUAUACGAGAAUGAAGCAAACCUGAACAUUGGUCAUACCUGUCUCAAUUAUCUUCUCUUGGACGGAUUAGGGGAAGCCCCUCCUUCUGACGAUAUCUUUGCCCUGGUUAGUGAAGGUGGAGAAGAAGAAGAAAUCCGACCGUACAAAUUGUUCGCAAAUCAGCUCAUAAAACACCCCCUUUGUUCAUAUGCCGCUGGUAAUUGUUUUAAACAUCUUCAAGGCCAUUUGGAGAAUGGCGAAAUAGUGGCACUUACACAUAAACCCUUCUGCCCAGAAAAGUCGAACAACCUUUUGUGGUUCUGCUAUACCCUUUUGUCCAUCGAGGCUGAAUGGUUUUGGGAGGCGCCGUUUACGGAUACCACAACUCUUCAUUGGGCUGCUCUUCUUGCCAUGGAUGAAGUUAGCUCGUGGCUUAUAGACCAAGGUUGCGUCAAUCGCAGGCACGCCCCUAAAGUGCGCAUUGCAAGGCCUAAAUGCAUUGAGGGAAUUGGAUAGUAAGGUGAUAUACGAGUGUGGACCCCACGACGAGAACCCGAAGGGGUUUGCAAUUGCCAAAAGACUCAUCUGGGCAGGCGCCGAUCCUUCCCGUCGUCCUAGUUCAGAUGGUGAGUUGCCUACCCUUAUUUUGGCAUUAUACUACAGCUGCAAAGACAACGAGCUGCUUCACCAAAUAGCCGGAGGUGGUAAGAACCUUGACGAACUUACGCUAGAAGAGCUUGAGCACAUAGUGUCAUCCGAGUACAAUGCUGAUCUAUACGCUACUUCAACCAACCUCUUUACUAAUGUUUCGUUUCAAGAAGUCCCGGAUAUCUACAAAGUAAGUUUGGAUCCUGGCAUGUGUUUUGCUGCUAUUCUAUUUGAACGGGCUUGGGGGCAGGUCGGACACAUUUUUCAUCCACCUAUGACACAUUUACAUAUAGGAAGGCAAACAAAGAGCGGAAUGA
Molecule: messenger RNA, 1872 nt
Organism: Hymenoscyphus albidus
Lineage: Eukaryota; Fungi; Ascomycota; Leotiomycetes; Helotiales; Helotiaceae
Source: the annotation of a GenBank genome assembly